This is a messenger RNA of Emericellopsis atlantica, 2433 nucleotides long. RefSeq names its product DNA replication licensing factor mcm7. The record is from RefSeq and is a predicted model, not a curated record. Bases 1 to 2433 code for a protein of 810 amino acids. The transcript has 5 exons. Gene Ontology annotation, molecular function: ATP hydrolysis activity; single-stranded DNA binding; ATP binding. NCBI's taxonomy places the organism in Eukaryota, Fungi, Ascomycota, Sordariomycetes, Hypocreales, Bionectriaceae. Gene Ontology annotation, biological process: DNA replication initiation; DNA replication; DNA strand elongation involved in DNA replication. Gene Ontology annotation, cellular component: MCM complex; nucleus.
AUGGCGCUUCGUGAGCUCAAGGCGCCGGUGAACUACGAGAAACAACAAAGCGCAUUCGAGAGCUUUCUGACAGACUUCAAAACAUCGCCCGAGCAGACUAUCACCACGGCGCUGGGCAAUGUCACGAUUGAUGAGGAUGAAUUGAGCGACGAUUAUGAUUUUAUGGAUGACGACGAUGGCGCGGCUGAGGAAAGGCAGCGGCAGCGACAGCAAAAGCGCGUGCCUCAGUACAAGUACAAGGAAGCUCUCCGUCAGCUUGCCAACAGGCAAAUCGAUUCGAUAACUGUCGAUCUCGACGACGUGCAAACAUGGGAAGAACAGCAACAACAAGAGGAUAAUCUGAAGCUCGUGGACUCGAUUGAGAUGAACACAAAGCACUACGUGGAGAUUGUGUCAAGGGCCAUCGACAAGAAGAUGCCUCCACCCGAGGCUGACCUUACGUUCAAAGACGAUGUGCUAGAUGUCCUCGCUGCGCGACGACAAGAGCGAAACCGCGUUUUGGAGGAGGAGCAAGAGAGAGAUCCCGCCAUCGACGCCGACGUCUUCCCUGCCGAGCUCACCCGUCGAUAUACCCUUCUCUUCAAACCUCGCUCGGGCACAUUGGACCAACCCAAGAAAGCACUCGCUGUUCGUGAUGUGCGAGGCGAACACCUGGGACAUCUCAUCACGAUGCGCUGCAUCGCCACCCGUGUCUCUGACGUGAAACCCAUCGUUCAGGUCAACGCCUACUCUUGCGACCGUUGCGGUUGUGAGAUCUUUCAGCCUAUCACUGACAGGCAAUUCGGCCCUCUCACGGCCUGUCCGUCGCAGUCCUGUGUCGAAAACCAAGCCAGAGGACAACUGACUCACUCGGUGAGGGCCUCCAAGUACCUGCCGUUUCAGGAGGUCAAGGUCCAGGAGAUGGCCGAGCAGGUCCCCAUCGGUCAGAUUCCUCGCAGCUUGACCGUGCUAUGCUACGGGAGCACCGUGCGUCAGAUCAACCCCGGUGAUGUGGUGGACAUCUCUGGUAUCUUCCUCCCCACGCCUUACACCGGUUUCAAGGCGCUCAAGGCUGGUCUGCUCACCGACACCUACCUCGAGGCUCACCACAUCAUGCAGCACAAGAAGGCGUACAGCGAGAUGAUUAUUGAUCCCAAGCUUGUGCGCCGGAUUGAGCAGCACCGUCAGUCGGGACAAGUGUACGAGCUGCUGGCGAGGUCCAUCGCUCCCGAGAUUUUCGGUCACCUUGAUGUCAAGAAGGCCCUUCUACUCCUCCUGAUCGGCGGUGUGAACAAAGAGGUUGGAGACGGCAUGAAGAUUCGUGGCGACAUCAACAUGUGCAUGAUGGGUGACCCCGGUGUGGCCAAGUCCCAGCUUCUCAAGUACAUCUCGAAAGUGGCACCGCGCGGUGUUUACACCUCUGGCCGUGGUAGCAGCGGCGUUGGUCUCACGGCUGCCGUCAUGCGCGAUCCCGUAACGGAUGAGAUGAUUCUGGAGGGCGGCGCCCUGGUCUUGGCCGACAAUGGCAUCUGCUGCAUCGACGAGUUCGACAAGAUGGAUGACAACGACCGUACUGCUAUUCACGAAGUCAUGGAGCAACAGACCAUCUCCAUCUCCAAGGCCGGAAUCUCGACGACCUUGAAUGCGAGGACAUCUAUCCUCGCCGCGGCUAACCCUGUCUACGGCCGCUACAACCCGCGCAUCUCUCCCGUUGAGAACAUCAAUCUUCCCGCCGCGCUCCUGUCUCGUUUUGACAUCCUCUUCCUCCUUCUUGAUACCCCUACCCGCGAGUCUGACGAGCAGCUGGCCAAGCACGUGGCCUAUGUGCACAUGAACAACCGCCAUCCCGAGCAGGUCACUUUCACGCCACACGAGGUCCGAUCCUACGUCGCCCAGGCGCGCACAUACCGCCCCACGGUGCCCGAGUCCGUAUCCGAAUACAUGAUCAAGACCUAUGUGCGUAUGCGUGAUCAGCAACAGCGCGCAGAGAAGAAGGGCAAGCAGUUCACGCACACUACCCCACGUACCCUCCUGGGUGUCGUGCGUCUGUCACAGGCCCUCGCUCGUCUGCGCUUCAGCAACGAGGUUCAGCAGGACGAUGUCGACGAAGCACUGCGCCUGAUCGAGGCCAGCAAGGAGAGUCUCAACACCGACACAACCUCUGGUCGCCGGGGUCUCAACCCCAGCAGCAGGAUAUACAACCUCGUCAAGGCCCUGGCUGACUCGGGAGCCUGCCGUGCGGAGGAUGCGGACGAUGACGAGACGCUCGGCGUUGAGCUGAGCAUGCGCAAGGUCAAGGAGCGCGUCAUUGCCAAGGGCUUUACCGAGGAUCAAUGGAUGACUGCUCUGGAAGAGUACACAAGUCUCGACGUCUGGCAGACAACAGGUGGCGGGGCGAGAUUGGUGUUUGUCACGGCGGAUGCUGAUGAGUUUGAGGAUGACAUGGAUAUUUAA